CAUUAAUACUAAGAACAAUAGAAAUAAAGCUCCUGGUACUUUUAUUCAUACGAUAAUGAACAUAAAAUUGUCUAGCCAAAUAUUUUCAAAUGAGAAGAAUUUCUCAAAUAAAAUUUCAACUUUAGUCGGUGAUAUUCAACUUUCAAAUAACACUAUUAAACAAUCAAAUACUACUGAAAAUAAUAGCCACAUUUAUAAAUAUAAAUACAAUUGCAAGUACAAUUACAAUCAUACUGAUACUGAAAAGAAAAUUGCAAGUAAAGAUAAAAAUAAUAAAAAUAAUAAAAAUAAUGAUAAUAACAAAGUUAGUCUUAAUUAUGGUUUAGCUGAUUCAAAUCUCUUUAAUCCAAUACAAGUUGGUAAUAUGUUAUUACAAACUCGUUUGGUUAUUUGUCCCUUAUCAAGAUGCAGAGCAACAGUUGAUAACCUUCCCUCAAAUCUAAUGUAUCACCAUUAUAUUCAAAGAUCUUUAACUCCCGGCACUUUAAUAAUCAGUGAAGCAACUUCAAUUUCUCUCAAUAUUGGUGGCACUGAUCAUAAUCCUGGAAUUUAUAAUGAAAGACAAAUUUAUUUAUGGUCUAAAAUCAUUUCCAAGAUUCACAAAAACAAUUGUUUUUUUUUUAUCCAAUUACAAGGUCAUGGAAAAAUUCAGCCAUUAAAUAAAUUGAAUGAUUUAAAUUCAAAUACCGAUUGGUCAAACUUACCAAAUGAUUUAAAAUUCCAAUUGUAUAACAGAUAUUAUUUCAUUGCUGCUCAAAAUGCAAUUUUAGCUGGUGCUGAUGGUAUUGAAAUUUCGGUUUACCAUUAUCUUUUACUAGUUAAUUCUUUGAACUUACCUUGUUUCCAAAAUGAUAAAUCAUUAAAUAACAAUUUGAAAGUAAUCCAAUCCUUUUUGAAAUUAUGUGACCAAAUUAUUGGCAAAGUUUCAAUUGAAAAGUUUGCUUUAAGAUUUGGGUUUUUGAAUAGAAUCCAAAUUUCUUUCAUUUUAAAUCAUUUUAAUAAAAAAAAUUUAAAAUUAGCAUAUAUCUCAAUUAUUGAACCACGAAUUAAGAAUAUUCAUAGCUCAAGUGAAAACUCAACUCAAAGCAACGAUUGGAUUUAUAGUUAUUAUAAAAAUGGCAUCGUAUUAAGAUCCUCAUCAUAUUUUGAUAAUUAUCAGGAAACAAAUUUCAAAACCCUUAAGGCCCAUAUAAACUCAAACAAUAGAACUUUAAUUGGGUGUGGACGAUAUUCCACUUCAAACCCUGAUCUUAAUUUAAGAUUAUUCAACAAUUUGAAAUUGAAUCCCUAUAACAGAAUGACUUUUUAUACAAAUACUUCGUUAGGCUAUAAUGACUUUUCUCAUUUGUUUGAGAACGAAAAUUCCCCAUUUUAUGAUAACGAAACCAAUCAAAACUUUUCAUCUCUUGAACCAAUUGAUCUAGGCGAUUAUUUAUCAAAACAUCCUGAAUUGGAGUUCUAGGUAUAUUCUUUUUUUCUUUCAUUUUUAUUUCCUUAUAUAAAUUUAUAUUCCAAUCGAAAGUACUUAAUUCUAUUAUCAUUAUUUCUUUACUCAACUAUAUCAUUCUUUCUGCAUUUAAUAUAUUCGAAAUUACGCCCACAAUAUACUAAACAUAGACUACGA
Molecule: messenger RNA, 1624 nt
Organism: Ascoidea rubescens DSM 1968
Lineage: Eukaryota; Fungi; Ascomycota; Saccharomycetes; Ascoideales; Ascoideaceae
Product: FMN-linked oxidoreductase
Exons: 1
Coding region: 56-1462 (468 amino acids)
Molecular function (GO): FMN binding; NADPH dehydrogenase activity
Source: RefSeq, a predicted model, not a curated record